This is a messenger RNA of Anarrhichthys ocellatus (wolf-eel), 1612 nucleotides long. RefSeq names its product transmembrane protein 186 (gene tmem186). NCBI's taxonomy places the organism in Eukaryota, Metazoa, Chordata, Actinopteri, Perciformes, Anarhichadidae. The transcript is spliced from 2 exons. The coding region runs from base 359 to 1057 and encodes 232 amino acids. Gene Ontology annotation, cellular component: mitochondrion. The record is from RefSeq and is a predicted model, not a curated record.
UGUCGGUUACUCAGACAGAUCAACAAAACACUUCACGUUAGCACCGGGAGAAACCCUGCAGCUGGUCGUCAGUAACGAUACGCGAGAAACAGGAACACGUUAAAGCGGAUAUGACAACUGCCGCAAGUUACGUGUCUCUUCCGCAAGCUGCGUUACUAUUAAAGCAGAAUGUACAGUUUUGGGUUCUUAAGAUCUCAAUUAAAUGUAUUUUACUCUGAAGUGAUAGUUUACAAUUUACCCGUAAGAGGGCACACAAAACACAAAAACGCCUGUUGAGUACAUCCGGGUCAGAGUGUUUCCGUCAUGUUAGCUAACAGCUUGUAUAUCUCCAAUUUCUUAAAAGAAGAAUCGCGUUUCUAUGUUUCUUUAUCUUCCAUUAAGCCUGUCGUCGGUCAUGAUGAGGUCAGUGCUGCUGCGCAGGUUUACUUCAAACAUCCUGUCCUGUUCCAGAGGAUCAUGUCGACUUACAGGUCGGAUAACGCAUGGCGUGCAGCCUCAUUCACCAGGUCAGACACCCAUCCAGCAGAGCUUCCGGGGACCACUUAUACCUAAAAUCACAGCCCUGGUCGGGUACUCUGACUCUUCCGCAAACAAGUACACUAUGAUUUACACCCUGCCGCACAUUAAGCUCCUCAGAGCUGUGUCCAGGCUGAAACUGCUCCAAACUGCAAUCACCGGGGUCAUCUUGCCCCCAGUGUACAUCCUCUACCUCCAGGGAGACGUCCCCCUCUCUCUUGUCAGCUACGCAACGGGUUUAGCGCUGUUUGCUGCUGUCAUGCUGUACACUGCCAGUCACUUCUUCAGGAGGAUUGUGGGGAUGAUGUACCUGGACCCGUCCCAGACCACCCUCAAAGUGUCCCACCUCACCUUCUGGGGCAGGCGCCAUGAUCUCUACCUGCCUGUGUCGGAUGUUAUGACCAUCGGGGAUACAGGCGACUCCGUAAACGAGACAAUAGUGAAACUUAAGAGAUUCAGCACUCCACAGACGCUGUAUUUCUCCACUCAUUUUGGACGUGUGGUGGACAAACAGGCUUUCGAGAAGGUGUUUGGAACUUAAAAAUGAUAGUUUGUUUAAAUUGUACAGAUUGGGACAAUAAUAGUCAACAGUGAAUUAUCCUAAAAAUACAGUAUAACUUGUUAUAAUGUGAAGGAUCUGUUCCCGGUGAAAAAUAAGAUUAUACAGAAGACUGUCGCCAGUGUAAACUUUGGCUGAGAUAUGUUAGCAGUCGUCAACCAUGAAUAACGAGCUAAUUCAUUAUUUAAUGAAGCUUGUGGUUGGAAAGUACAGGUACAUAUUUGCAGGCCUGAGUGGUAAGUGACCACUGUUGGCAGUAAUGUGUUAAGAGUACUCGGAUUACUUUGGUCUGUAACCAGGGUGUUAAUGUGUCGAGGAGAAAAAAAGUCAAAUAAAGUCAAAGUCUUGGUAAAAGUGAGGUUGUCCGAAUGUUUUACAAACAGAAAUAUUGGUGUUGCAUCUUAAAACAACGACAGACAAAAGUACACAGAAAUUCCUUUAUUAAAAACUAUUUCAAGGUGAGUAAUGAAGCACAUUUAUUUCAAACACUGUUAGCGAUUCAGGUGUGAACACUGACUGAUCUACAUUACAUGUAGA